AUGGCGGAAAUCAGCGAUCCGACAGUCGGUGUUGACUUUUACGCCCGAAUGAUUGAGCUGAGACCAGGAUAUCGUGUAAAGCUUCAAUUGUGGGAUACUGCCGGACAGGAAAAAUUUCGGUAUGAAUCAGAAUUGACGACGUUCUGAAGGAUUUGUAAGUUCUAGGUCGAUUACCAAAUCGUACUACCGAAACUCGGUCGGAGUACUCGCCAUCUACGACAUAACCAACAGAGCCAGUUUUGAACACGUGGAAAACUGGGUGAAAGAAGCCGCUCUCAAUUUAGGAGGGCCCAAUCCAUCAAAAUGUGUCUUCCAGCUAGUCGGUACUAAAUGCGACAUUGACGGACAGCGGCAGGUGAGAAUAUUUCGGAUUGAAGAAGAAAAUGAAGUAAAGAACGUUCAGGUGAAUUACGAGGAAGGCGAAUACUUCGCAAAGUACCACAAGAUGAAGUUCAUUGAGACUUCUGCCAGAAGUGGAGAUAAUGUGAGCGAAGCAUUUCUCAUGAUCGCCCAAGAGGUUCGCUAUAAUUCAAUUGUGUCAUUAUAAUCUGAUGCUCAUUUCCAGAUUCAAAACCGAGUGGACGAAGGAGAACUUCGACCAGUGGAUGGCUGGGAAGGUCUGAAAACGGGAAUAAUGCGGUCCCAGUCAGUGUGUCUGUCCGAACGGAGCUUCCCUCAGGACGGAUCCGGAGGAGCGUGUGGUUGCUGA
This is a messenger RNA of Caenorhabditis sp. 36 PRJEB53466, 709 nucleotides long. NCBI's taxonomy places the organism in Eukaryota, Metazoa, Nematoda, Chromadorea, Rhabditida, Rhabditidae. The record is from the annotation of a GenBank genome assembly.